CAGGGAGACGUUAUUUAAAAAAUCUGACGUGUCAUGCAAUCAGGGACCAAACCAUACUCAUAAAUGGGAUUGCGUUGAAGCUUUGUCUCUCUUCUCUCUGUUUCUGUCUCUGUCUCUGUCUCUCCAUUUUCAGUUCAGUUUGUUAUACUUGAAACUAAUUUCAAUCUUUGAUUCUAUCUCUCAUGGCUUUGUGCAUGAGGAAAUCACCAAAACUUAUCAACCAUCUAAAAUACAGGAUGGGUUUGUUUGAUAUGAUCACCCCCAGUUCUUGGAAUUCUACUUCAUCCCAUCAUCAAGAAUUUCCAGUUACAGCUCCAAUUGCUCAUAAUCUAGGAAACCCAGAUGCAGAUUUGAGUGUCAAAGCAACUCUUUUCUCUGCUUGUCGUUUCAAAUCAACCAAACCCGGAAAACAAUUGAAUUCUCUCAAUGAUGCUGAUGACAACAAGGUCUUGGAUUUUCCAGGAGGAAAGGUUAGAUUCUCUCCUAAAAUGACAUUCAUAUCUGAAUCCCCCGAGGAGCGUACACAAUGCUACAGAGUCCUUGAUGACGAUGGUCAGCUGAUUUUGGGCAGCAAUUUAGUACAGGUCGGUGAGGAACUUGCUGUAAAAAUGUACACUGACAUGAUUACACUUCAAACCAUGGACACUCUUUUUUAUGAAGCACAAAGGCAAGGAAGAAUUUCCUUUUAUCUGACCACAAUUGGAGAGGAGGCCAUCAACAUUGCAACUGCAGCAGCUCUCACUGCUGAUGACCAUGUCUUCCCUCAGGUUACAAGCACAUGCAUGCAUGUGUUCUUCCCUUACAAUCCUUCCAAGCAGUAUGCACAAACACGAGAGCCAGGAGUGCUAUUAUGGCGUGGUUUCACCCUUCAAGAAUUUGCAAAUCAGUGUUUUGUAAACAAAGCUGAUCAUGGAAAAGGCAGGCAGAUGCCUAUCCAUUAUGGCUCUAACAAGCACAAUUACUUUACUGUAGCAUCAACAAUUGCAACACAACUUCCCCAUGCUGUUGGUGCUGCAUAUGCUCUGAAGAUGGAUAGAAAAGAUGCAUGUGCAGUAACCUAUUUUGGUGAUGGUGGCUCAAGUGAGGGAGAUUUCCAUGGUGCUUUAAACUUUGCGGCGGUUUUGGAGGCCCCAGUAAUAUUUAUCUGUCGAAACAACGGAUGGGCUAUCAGCACCCCUACUUCAGACCAGUUUAGAAGUGAUGGUGUAGUUGUUAGAGGUUCUGCUUAUGGAGUCCGAAGUAUUCGUGUAGAUGGUAAUGAUGCACUUGCCAUUUAUGGUGCAGUUCAUGCUGCACGUAAAAUGGCAAUAACUGAACACAGACCAAUCUUAAUCGAGGCUCUAACAUAUCGAGUGGGACAUCACUCCACGUCUGAUGAUUCCACCAAGUAUCGUCCAGUUGAUGAGAUUGAAUGGUGGAAAUUGUCACAAGACCCAGUAACUAGAUUUAGAAAUUGGAUUGAAAGUAAAGAUUGGUGGAGCAGUGAGGCUGAGUUAGAGUUCAGAAGCAGUGUGAGGCAGCAGCUACUGCAUGCAAUUCAAGUUGCAGAAAAAGCUGAGAAACCUCCAGUGGCAGACAUUUUCACAGAUGUAUAUGAUGUUCCCCCAUCCAAUCUCCACGAGCAGGAGAAACUGCUUAGAGAGACAAUCAGAAGACACCCACGGGACUACCCAUCAGAUGUUCCUGCCUAGACUUGGACGAUUCUUUUUAUAGUUGGAAUCUACUUCCAAUAAAGGUUGAAUUUGUUCUCUUGAAUUUUUUGUUAUCACAAACAUUGUAAUUGAAAGAUUCGACGCUUGCAGUUUCAAGGGUAAUAUGCAAUUAGCCCUCUCAAAGGUAUAUUUUAUCCAAUGUUGAUACUCCAAAGAUGUGAGCUCUUGCACAUUUUGUCCGAUAUAUGAUAGUGACACAAACAGCACAUCUUUGCAACUGAAUCUGAGCAGUCUCCAACAAGACUCUUGAAGCUA
This is a messenger RNA of Quercus lobata, 1967 nucleotides long. Its product is annotated as 2-oxoisovalerate dehydrogenase subunit alpha 2, mitochondrial-like. Gene Ontology annotation, biological process: branched-chain amino acid catabolic process. The coding region runs from base 183 to 1691 and encodes 502 amino acids. NCBI's taxonomy places the organism in Eukaryota, Viridiplantae, Streptophyta, Magnoliopsida, Fagales, Fagaceae. The transcript is spliced from 9 exons. Gene Ontology annotation, cellular component: oxoglutarate dehydrogenase complex. The record is from RefSeq and is a predicted model, not a curated record. Gene Ontology annotation, molecular function: oxidoreductase activity, acting on the aldehyde or oxo group of donors, disulfide as acceptor.